Molecule: messenger RNA, 2309 nt
Organism: Tauraco erythrolophus (red-crested turaco)
Lineage: Eukaryota; Metazoa; Chordata; Aves; Musophagiformes; Musophagidae
Gene: GATAD2A
Product: GATA zinc finger domain containing 2A
Biological process (GO): negative regulation of transcription by RNA polymerase II
Cellular component (GO): NuRD complex
Molecular function (GO): sequence-specific DNA binding
Source: RefSeq, a predicted model, not a curated record
CUCACCAUGACGGAGGAAGCAUGCCGGACACGGAGUCAGAAACGAGCCUUAGAACGUGAGGUAACGCACAACGAUGUGGACAGUAAAAAAAUAAAAAUGGAGAAAGGACUGUUAGCAACAGAUCUAAAUGCUGAAGGCGACAUGAAGAUAAAAACCGAUCCCGGAGCUGGAAAAGUACAAGGAUUGUUAAAAAGUGGAGAGGUGAAAGCGACUAUUAAAGUGGAGGUUCAGACGGGAGAUGAGCCUGUGGACAUGAGCACCUCAAAAAGUGAAGUCAAGAGAGAAAAGAGAGUCCCCUCGCCAGACGUUAUAGUGUUAUCCGACAACGAGCCCUCCAGCCCCAGGAUGAAUGGUUUGACAAAAAUAGCCUUGAAAGAGACCAACACGGAGGCGCUCAUGAAAAGCAGUCCGGAGGAACGGGAGAGAAUGAUAAAACAACUAAAAGAAGAGUUACGGUUAGAAGAAGCAAAACUUGUUUUACUGAAAAAGUUACGGCAAAGUCAAAUCCAGAAGGAGACCACUACUCAGAAGACCUCUUCUACACGUAUACCAGGCACUGUUAUUCCCCCUCCCUUGGUCCGUGGAGGGCAGCAGACAUCUUCAAAAUUAGGAACUCAGCAAAACACGCAGAUAGUAAUGCCACCUCUUGUCAGAGGAGCACAGCAAAUCCACAACAUCCGACAGCACUCCAGCACGGGGCCGCCUCCGCUGCUGCUGGCACCGCGGGCAUCGGUCCCCAGCGUACAAAUUCAGGGACAGCGAAUUAUCCAGCAGGGCCUGAUCCGCGUCGCCAACGUCCCCAACACCAGCCUGCUUGUCAACAUCCCGCAGGCAUCACCAGCUUCCAUCAAAGGUACCACCGUGACGUCCGCUCAGGCCAACGCCACCACCACCAGCGCCGCUUCCAUCGUCAACUCCAACGACUCGCCGGCCAGCCGGCAAGCCGCCGCCAAGCUCGCCUUGCGCAAGCAGCUGGAGAAGACGCUGCUGGAGAUCCCUCCUCCCAAGCCACCUGCUCCAGAGAUGAACUUCCUGCCAAGCGCAGCCAAUAACGAAUUUAUUUACUUAGUCGGAUUGGAAGAAGUUGUGCAGAAUUUGCUGGAAACUCAAGGUAAAGUUUCGGUCGCCGUAUCGUCUCGCGAGCCCUACAUGUGUGCUCAGUGUAAGACUGACUUCACCUGCCGCUGGAGGGAGGAGAAGAACGGAACCAUUAUGUGUGAAACCUGCAUGACAUCGAAUCAGAAAAAGGCCUUGAAAGCUGAGCACACGAACCGACUGAAGGCUGCCUUCGUGAAAGCUCUGCAGCAGGAGCAGGAGAUCGAGCAGAGGAUACUGCAGCAGACGGCGUCUCCCGUCCAGACCAAGUCAGACCCUAUCGGGCAGCACCACUCGCUCAAGCAGACUUCUAGCCAGAUGUCUCGAGGUCCUGGGGCUCCGCGAGGCGUGCUGCAUGCAUUUAGCCAGUCCCCCAAGUUGCAGAAUGCCUCGUCUGCAGCAGCACUUGGGAGCAGGCCAGGUAAGCAUGCUGAGAGACCUGUCAGCAAGGGCAGCGCUGCCGCCUGGAAGAAGACUCCCAUCAACACAGGUGGGGCUUUACCUUUUGUUAAUCCUAGUUUAGCUGUGCACAAGUCAUCUUCAGCAGUAGACCGCCAGCGUGAAUAUCUCCUGGAUAUGAUUCCCCCACGGUCCAUCCCACAGUCCGCCACGUGGAAAUAAUGCAGAGGAACGCCCGAGAGGAAGACUUUCCUGUUUCUGCCAUCCUUUUUAUACCACAUUACAGUGGAAUCUGCUUUAAUCCCAGCUGGAAACGCCCCAGGCUUUAUAGGAUGCAAGAAGACCACUCCUCAUCCCAUCGAGUGCUGCUGUCCCUGCUACGAGAAAAUGACACCACGUGGGUGGGAAAGACUUAAGCUCAUUUGGUUCUCAGAUUCUUAUGAUUGACUGAUGAUGAAGGCUGUCAGGGAAGGGGAAGAAUUCUUAAUAUUUUUUUUUUUUUUUUGGCUUUUAUGUCUUUAGUUUGGAGGUUUUUUUUUUGUCACCAGCACAAAAGGAGGACUGAGCGACUCUCUGCCUUCGGUUUCUUUAUGACUAACCACCCAUUCUCCAGGAACGCGGUGUUCGCUCGCGAUCCAGCGGGGAUGUCAGUUCAAGGAAUCUCCACCCGGUCUUGCAGAUGCAUUUAGUGAGCCGAGUUCGUGUUUGCUUUUCUUCCCUGCCCCUCCUCCAGCCAGGAAGGCAGUCUACAGAUUAUAAUGUUCCCAAAUCUUCUUCUGAUGAGCUAAUGAUAAAUAAGUGCAAACUCAAAUUCC